AACCUCGAGUUCCCUGGUUACGAUUGGUCAAUAUUGAUGCUCGUGUCGGCCUGGCUGGUAAACCUCGACUUAACGAACCUCACGUCGUGCCGUGGCUGGUUGUAAACGUCUCAAGUUGAAGCUGGUGCGUUUUUCUCCGUAAUUUUGGCUUCGUUACAGCUGUGAGCCAUGUCUUCCACUACACUGAGUGUGGUAAUCAAGAACUUUUAUGAUGAAUACAUGAAGAACACCCCCAAGAAGCUGAAGAUAGUUGAUGCGUACUUGGUGUACGUGCUCAUGACCGGUGUUCUGCAGUUCGUGUACUGCUGCCUUGUCGGUACUUUCCCCUUCAACUCCUUCCUCUCGGGGUUCAUAUGUACUAUUGGAUGCUUCGUGCUUGGUGUGAGUUUGAGAUUACAAGCAAAUCCCCAAAACAAAAUGCAGUUCCGUGGAAUCUCCGCUGAACGAGGUUUUGCCGAUUUUAUCUUUGCCCACAUCAUUCUGCACCUUGUGACCAUUAAUUUUAUUGGUUAAUUCUUUGCCAUUGUGCAUAGCUCACAUGUUUGACUUGGAAGAAAUAUUUUUGAUAUGGUAUAAAAAGAACUGUAAUAAGCUAGAGAUUUUUUCUCAUACAUGGGUUCACAAUGAUUGUUUUUAAAGAUAUAUUGAUGGCCAACAUUAAUUCCACCAUGGUAUAAAAAAAAUUAUGAAAUAAAGCCAACACAUUCCCA
This is a messenger RNA of Procambarus clarkii (red swamp crayfish), 710 nucleotides long. RefSeq names its product dolichyl-diphosphooligosaccharide--protein glycosyltransferase subunit (gene Dad1). NCBI's taxonomy places the organism in Eukaryota, Metazoa, Arthropoda, Malacostraca, Decapoda, Cambaridae. The record is from RefSeq and is a predicted model, not a curated record. Gene Ontology annotation, cellular component: membrane; oligosaccharyltransferase complex. Gene Ontology annotation, biological process: protein N-linked glycosylation.